CCGAAGCUUCUCACUAGUAAAUGGCGGCUCCCUCCUCCACCGCCGCCACCAUCAUCAGCUCCUGCUGCCGCCUCGGGCCUCCCGCUCCGCCCGAACAAGCCGCUGCAGGCGCUCGCAGGACGCAGGCGCCGGCAGCAGGCGUGUCGGCGUCGCACGCGCUGCGCGGGGCGUGCGUGGCAGCCGCGGCGUGCGCGGCGAUGGGGAUGGCGGGCGGCGGCGACAUAGCGCUGGCGCGGGACGGGGCAUCCGUCGCCGCGUGGACCGACGCCAUGGGCGCCGCGCGCACCAAGGCGCCGGCGCCGGCGCGGUGGAGCGAGCGCAGGCAGUGCCCGCCGUGGCGCGCCAACUCGCUGGAGAACGUCGUGCCCGAGAACCUGCCCCGCCCGCCCGCGCCCAGGAGGUUCGACAGCGUCUCGGUCUCGGCCGCCGCGCCGGACUUGGUGGCGCCGCCGUCCUCUGUCCUCGCGGCGGUGCGCCCCGGCACGGGCUGCUUCUCGCUCUGACGCGCCGCGGGCAACUGUGGAGAUCGGAGGUUGUAAGAAAAAAAAAGCGACAAAUGUGGAAAUUGGAAAACGCAAUAUGUACACUAUAGGUUUUAUUGUCUCAGUAUCUCAUGAAUUCUUGCCGGCAACUUUUGUGUUGAUGGAAGUAAUUUGCCCAUACACCACUACUACUACUACUUGCUUGCACAUGAGCAAAUUUUG
Molecule: messenger RNA, 704 nt
Organism: Zea mays
Lineage: Eukaryota; Viridiplantae; Streptophyta; Magnoliopsida; Poales; Poaceae
Exons: 1
Coding region: 21-503 (160 amino acids)
Source: RefSeq, a predicted model, not a curated record